Messenger RNA from Phycodurus eques (leafy seadragon), 4327 nucleotides. Its product is annotated as protein tweety homolog 3-like. The coding region runs from base 335 to 2017 and encodes 560 amino acids. The transcript is spliced from 15 exons. Gene Ontology annotation, cellular component: plasma membrane. Gene Ontology annotation, molecular function: intracellularly calcium-gated chloride channel activity; volume-sensitive chloride channel activity. Lineage: Eukaryota; Metazoa; Chordata; Actinopteri; Syngnathiformes; Syngnathidae. The record is from RefSeq and is a predicted model, not a curated record.
UCUAAGCUACCCGAAAGCCUCCUCGUCAGUCGUACGUGGAACGUUGAGGCACUUUCGGCACUUAGUGUGUGUCCACGCGUGUUUUGCUCAUCGUACCAGCUCCGUGGUUAACAUGAGCAGCGGCGGGCUGGUGGACGUCAACGGCGCUACCCGGUGAACAAAGCGGCAACAGCGCGCUUGUGGUUGGAGCGACCCGGAGGAGAAUGCUGGAAAUGGUCGCCUGGCACCGCCGGUGAACGCCGCCGCGUUGAUGCGGCACCGAGAAGGCGAUACGCCGAGCGAGUAGACAGUGUCCGAGGGAGUAAUCAUCUUUUAGCAAGGGGACGUCUUCAAGAUGGCGGCCGUGGUCAACUACUCGCCGCCCUGGUGGGUGAACCUGCUCCACCGCUUGCCUCAUUUUAACUUGGACUUCCAGAUGGUCAGCAGCGACUUCCGGCCCGAAGACCCUGAGUAUCAAAAGUCGGUGUUGCUGCUGGGCUCGGUGGCUCUGUUGUGUUUGGGUUUGGACCUGGUGUUCCUCCUCUUCUACUCUUUCUGGCUGUGCUGCCGUCGGCGCAAGAGCAACGAGUCGUCUUCUUCGUCUCACUCGCACCACGCGCACGCCCAGCAGCAGCCCAGCGCAGACUGCUGCUGCACCGCCUGGUGUGUCAUCAUCGCCACCCUGGUGUGCAGCGCUGGCAUCGCUGUGGGAUUCUACGGGAACGGCGAGUCGAGCGACGGCGCCAGUCGCCUGGCGUAUUCCCUGCGCCACGCCAACCGCACCGUGUCGGGCAUCGAGAAACUGGUGUCGGACAGCGCCGUGGCGCUGAACCAGACGGUGGAGGAGAACCUGGUCCAGCUGGAGACGACCUACCAGGAGCAGACGGAUUAUGUGUCUAUCGUCCAGAAGCUGCAGGGACAGCUGGACGAGCUGGUCAGGCUCAUGGUGGAUGUCCCCUUCUGGUCCAACACCGCCGUGUCUCUGGAGGACCUGGCCCGCCAAACUGAGGCCUUUGACUUCUAUAGGUGGUUGGGCUACCUUGGCCUGCUGUUGUUUGACGUCCUCAUUUGCCUUCUGGUUCUCUUUGGACUCAUACGAAACUCCAGAGGAACUCUGAUUGGCGUGUGUCUGCUGGGCGUGCUGACGCUCGUCAUCAGUUGGGUGUCUCUGGGCCUGGAACUGGCAGUCGCUGCGUCUGCCAGCGACUUCUGCGAUUCUCCCGACACGUACGUUGCCCGCGCCACCAAGGAGAACGCUGUCAUCAAUCAAGAUAUCCUGCAGUAUUACCUGAAGUGCAGCCCGGGACAAGUCAACCCCUUCCAGCAGAGGCUGUCGGGGAGUCACAAAGCGUUGGUGGAGAUGCAGGACGACGUGUCGGAGCUUUUGCGAUCGGCCACGCGGGAAUACGCCAACACUAAGGCGACUCUGGAUCAGAUCCAGUCUGUGCUGAACUCCACGGAGGUGGGCCUGCACCAGCUGACGGCCCUGGUGGACUGUCGCAGCUUGCACAUGGACUACGUGCAAGCGCUGACGGGCCUGUGCUACGACGGCGUGGAGGGGGUUAUCUACCUGGUGCUCUUCUCCUUCGUCACGGCGCUCAUGUUCUCCUCCAUCGUCUGCAGCGUGCCGCACACCUGGCCUGGCAAGAGGACGGAUGAGGAGGACGGAGAAGACGAGUCGGGCGCCUCGCGGGGCGGCGGCGUUCAUGAUAACCUCUACCGCGUUCACAUGCCCAGUCUCUACAGCUGCGGCUCCAGCUACGGUAGCGAAGCUAGCCUGCCCGCCACCGCCCACACUGUCAGCAAUGCGCCCGUCACUGAGUACAUGAACCAGAACGCAAACUUUCAGACCCCCCGGUGUGAGAACACCCCCUUGAUUGGCAGGGAGUCCCCUCCACCCUCUUACACCUCCAGUAUGAGAGCCAAGUACCUGGCCACCAACCGCCCCGACCAGAACCGCCGCUCCGUCCCCAACGACCAGCUGGACCCAGCCAGCCGGCCCCAUGCCACCGCCCGGCCGCAGUCUUCGGUCCACUAAUGAACGAUCAUUACACACACAUGCACACACACACACACACACACACACACACACACACACACACACACUGUACAAAAGCUGUAAAUAGUAAUCAUAACUCCAACACUGAUUUAAUAACCAGUGAUGUGCUGUGCUGUGCACUUAUGUUGCUAUAUCUCACACAGACACACACUUGUUUAGGCUACAUCUACAUCUUCAUAACACCUAAGACUUGUCCAUACAGCUCGCUUUUUUUCUGGAAUUCAAGCACUCAGGAGUGUUUUGACCGAGGGGCUGACCACAUGCCAAAAUUAACGAGGGUGCCUGAAAAUGAUGCCGGGAAAUGCUCUCUUUCCAUGUACAGAAAUGGUAAGAAUUAAAGCUGCAAUGGGAAGAAGAGGAGGAAGGACUCUGCAGAAAAAUGUUUGCUUGGUGCUAACGUGAGCCGGCGAGGAAAAAAACGUUUUUUUUUUUAAACUCCCCCCCAAGUAUUUUACCACAAGUGAUACUGUGAUACUGUUUUUUUUUUUUUUGGAGUCCUCAUAAGCACAAUUUUUUUCUUCGAGGCGACUUUUUGAAGGCUAAAUGGGACACUGCCGACGUUCCUCCUAUUACUGUACAGUAUGUAAAGAUGAAUACUGAACUCGUGUUUGUGUGUGUGUGUGUGUGUGAUUAGCGCUGCAUUUUGUUUCACUGUUCACAUUUGAAACAUGCAGCCGCUACACACACACACACACACACACACACACACACACACACGUGCGCUUCGGCGUACGUUUGUUUGUCAGCGUUUAGACAGGAACAGUAACUUCCACUUCUCAAAUAUUUUCGAAGGAAAGGCCGUUUUUAGCCGAUAACGAACGGAUAAAUCGUCACAUAGAUAUGAAAAAAAGGAAAAUAGUGUAAUAUGCAUGCCAGGCCAGUAGUUGGCGGUGUCAUUUUGCAUUGUAAAUGUAGACUUUUGUCGGGGAAGCAUCGUAAGCAUAAACACUGCUACGUCAUUUCUGGUCUAUAGCGUUUAGUUGGGAACGGUAACUUCCAGUAUUCCAAAUGUGCGUUUUUAGGCUGUUGCCAACAAAAAAAGUCUUAUUUUAGCGACUAAAGAUCACACACACACACGCACUUGCACACACAUACACGCUGAGUGUACAACAACUUUUUUGGGGGGGCGAUUCACUUAAAAGAACAAAUAAUCCCUGUUCACACAGAUGCCCCAAAAUGUCUAAAACAGCUGUAAUAUGCAUGCCAAACCAGCAUUUGGCGCCUCGAAAACAGGUGAUUGUGUUUUGUAGUUUAAAUGAAAGAAUGUUUUGAGCCAAUAACGACACACACACACACACACACACAGCAUACUUUUACAUGACAACAACCUAGCAAAUACUUUUUGGAUGUUUUUUGACAUUUCAUUUGAAAAGACAAAGGAUCGUCACACACAAAAUGAGUGAAAAUUAUGUAAUAUGCAUGCCGUACCAGUAGAUGGCAGUCAUUUUUGUGUGACGAAAGCCAACACACACAUCUGUUGCAAAUAUAAACUUUGGUCGGAGUUGUUCGCAUAAAUGCUGAGAUAGUGCUUUCGUCUUUAAGAGUUUAUUUGACACUUUUUCAAAUAUUGGCUUUUUUAGACUGUUGCUGUUUAAACAAAAGACCGUUUUUCGCUUAAAGUUCUUGUCUCAACAUCCCGUUACUACGCACUUUCGCAUUGUAAAUCAUACAUCUUGUCGGAGAAGUGCCGUUAACAUAUAGCAUUAGCUAGCUCUGUGUUCCACUUAUGUGCUUUUACAGAUCACAAUUUAUUUGUGUUUAGGCUGUUGUCGCGUCAACCAACAUGCCCAAACCAUCUUGCUUUUAGCCAUAUGGCAAAAAAGCGUCCGCCUAUUAGCAUUAGUCGACUUGGAAGUUCGCCAAACAUCCUACCCUGUACUGCAUUAACACAUUUGAAUUAAUGUAUUUUAACCACCAAUUCUCGUAUUAUCGAAACAAUCUUACAUUUUUAGGCUAACCACGCUACUUAGCCGCGUCGUGCUAUGUUCAACGAGCAUUUGACGCCUUUCAUAAUGUUUUUAAAAUGUCUUUCCACGCUCCUCAUCACCGUUUAUUUUUAUUUAUUUAAUUAAAAAAAAACAUUUCACUGUCUUGUAACGUAAUGGACGUUCUAAGAUUAAAAAAAAAAAUACUAGUUAGAUGUUUUUCUACAGUAUUGCUCUUUUCAUUUUUAUCUCCAUAAUUCUACUAAGAAACAAAAAAAGUAUUAAUGAUGUACAUGUCCAAACUGUGGUAAUGAUAUAAUUCAAGCUGGAAAAUAAAUGUUGAAAAAAAAAAAAGUGAAAUUAA